UGACACCAACCAAACAAUUCCACACAAAAAUUGCACAAAAUUUGCCACCUUCCCCAACCCAUGACUCACACAACAACAACGACAUCCUCUUCCCCAAAAACUCCCAUUUUUGUGCGACGUUUAAGGAUUAAUAAUUAAUCACCGAUUCAUAUGAAAUGCUUUCCCAUUUCUCCCUUCUUCACUCCCCUUCUCUCUCCUCCUCCUCCUCCGCCCUCUCUCUCUCCUCCCUCGCCCCUCUCCGCCGCUCCCUCCUCCGCUCCCUUCGCCGCCGUAAUCACAACCUCACCGGGAAAAUCUUCUCAGUGAUGGAUUCUCAACAGAGUGCUUCGGUUGAACAGGUGACCGAGGAUUUGAAGAAUCAGAAGCUGACCCAUGAUAGUAAUCGUACUAAAUUGAAGCUUGAAGACCUUAAUUGGGAUCAUUCCUUUGUUCGUGAAUUGCCCGGUGAUUCUAGGGUUGAUAAUAACCCUCGUCAGGUCUUUCAUGCUUGCUAUACAAAAGUUUCACCCUCUGUAGAGGUGGAUAACCCGCAACUUGUUGCAUGGUCUGAUUCAGUUGCUGAAUCUCUUGAAUUAGAUCCUAAAGAGUUUGAGCGACCUGAUUUUCCACUAAUAUUUUCUGGGGCGUCCCCAUUUUUCGGAUCAUUGCCGUAUGCUCAAUGUUAUGGUGGUCAUCAGUUUGGCACAUGGGCUGGUCAGUUGGGUGAUGGCCGGGCAAUUACAUUGGGUGAGCUUGUGAAUUCAAAGAAAGAAAGGUGGGAAAUACAACUGAAAGGCGCUGGCAAGACCCCAUACAGCCGCUUUGCAGAUGGGCUGGCCGUUCUUCGUAGUAGCAUUCGAGAAUUCCUUUGCAGUGAAGCCAUGCAUAGUCUUGGAAUCCCCACAACACGUGCCCUUUGUCUCGUAACUACUGGGAAAUUUGUCGUCCGAGAUAUGUUUUACGAUGGCAAUGCAAAGGAAGAACCCGGUGCUAUUGUCUGUAGAGUUGCUCCUUCCUUUUUGCGUUUCGGUUCAUAUCAGUUACAUGCCGCUAGAGGAAAAGAGGAUCUCGAUAUUGUUCGACGUCUUGCAGAUUAUGCCAUCAAGCAUCACUUCCCCCAUAUCGAGAAUAUGAAUCAGAGUGAAAGUUUGUCUUUUAACACAGGCUUUGAUGAACAGUCUGUUGUGGAUCUCAGCUCUAAUAAAUAUGCAGCUUGGGCAGUCGAAGUUGCUGAGCGUACUGCUUCAUUGUUUGCUGGCUGGCAGGGGGUCGGUUUCACACACGGUGUUCUAAACACUGACAAUAUGAGCAUAUUGGGCCUUACAAUUGAUUACGGCCCAUUCGGUUUCUUAGAUGCUUUUGAUCCAAGUUAUACCCCAAACACAACUGAUCUUCCUGGUAGAAGAUACUGCUUUGCAAAUCAACCUGAUAUAGGCUUGUGGAACAUUGCACAGUUUGCUGCGACCUUACAAGCAGCUAACUUGCUUCAGGAUAAUGAGGCUAAUUAUGUCAUGGAAAGAUAUGGGACUAAAUUUAUGGAUUACUACCAAGCUAUUAUGAUUAAAAAACUCGGACUGCCAAAAUACAAUAAAGAUUUGAUCAGCAAACUUCUUAACAACAUGGCCGUUGACAAAGUUGAUUACACAAACUUCUUUCGACUACUUUCCAAUAUCAAAGUUGACUCCAGUAUUCCGGAUUCCCAGCUAUUGACCCCCCUGAAGGCUGUUCUGCUAGAUAUUGGCCAAGAGCGCAGGGAGGCGUGGACGAGCUGGAUGAAAUUAUAUGUGCAAGAGCUCGCUUCUAGUGGAGUUCCCGACGAAGAGAGGAAGGUUGCUAUGGAUUCCGUGAAUCCAAAGUACAUCCUCCGAAAUUAUUUAUGCCAAAGUGCCAUUGAUGCAGCCGAACAAGGGGACUUUGAAGAGGUACGUAGGGUAUUAAAAGUCAUGGAAAGACCGUUUGAUGAGCAACCCGGGAUGGAGAAAUAUGCCCGCUUACCUCCCGCUUGGGCUUAUCGGCCCGGCGUCUGUAUGCUCUCCUGUUCUUCGUGAUUCAACGAACAACUCACUGUGAAAUGAUGAGUUUAUUAUGCAGGAGAUUGCAAGGGUUACUUUCUGUACAUAAAUUAGAUAAAUCUUCAAUAUUUUACACUUUUGCUUAGCUUUUGAAAUAUGUUUUGCAGUUGAAAAAUUGCAUCUUUUGUUGUUGUGAUACCAUUGUAAUUUCCUUAACAAUAGUCUGCCACUCUCGGCUUUUCCGCCUUUGUUAAUCAACUUCCACGUAUGAGCUCCCUUCGAAGUUCUAA
Molecule: messenger RNA, 2281 nt
Organism: Spinacia oleracea (spinach)
Lineage: Eukaryota; Viridiplantae; Streptophyta; Magnoliopsida; Caryophyllales; Amaranthaceae
Exons: 8
Coding region: 156-2027 (623 amino acids)
Biological process (GO): protein adenylylation
Cellular component (GO): chloroplast thylakoid
Molecular function (GO): AMPylase activity
Source: RefSeq, a predicted model, not a curated record